AUGUGUUCCGCAAGUAGUGCACCGGUCAUCACUACUUCUACCACCGUCCUCGGUGCGUUAGUCGUGCUCCUAGCGCUAACCACCAAUCAUCGUAGCCUUUGCAGUGCAGUCUAUCCGGCCAACAGUACCAGCAACAGCAACAGCAGCAGUAACAGUGAUAGUAACAGCAGCAGCUCACUCGUCUCCAACGAGCUCCCUGUGGUCGUGGAGAACGCUACGCUCAGCUCCACAGGCACGCCACCGCCAGUGGAGCAGAAGGAUGCCGGUGGCGGCAGCACCGGCAGCAGCUACAGCUGGCCGCCCCCGGAAGCGGGACAGAUACCGUUGGAGCGGCUCCCGUCGAACACCCUGCUCAAGUACACCGCCUACAAGGACGUCUCGAUACUGCACUUCCGCAUUCCGGCCGACACCCGGACGGCCUUCUUUAGCUUUAAGGCGUACGAGGAGUCCAAAGGUGCCUUUCAGCGUAACUGCAAACCGAACGACAUUACACUGCACCUGAAGGCGGGCAGCUACCCGGUCAUCAGCCCGGAGAACAUCACCUUCCCGAAGCACUUCCUCGACGCGGAUGAACGAUUCGAAAUACACAGCCUACAGUUCAAGUCCGACAGCAGCACACGCCGGCUGAGCAUCGAAGGGCCACAUCCGGGCAAUUGGUUCGCUGUCGCAUUCAUCAGCUGGACCGAUCCGAACAACGAGCGCAUCGAACAGCAAGGGCUGGCGGCUUCCUGCGAAACGCUACUAAUGUCCGAGAUGGCCGUGGUCAGCAGCACCCCGCAGAUCCUGCAUACAGGCUCGCAGCACCCCGGCUCGCUGUCUACCGUCAACCGGAGCGAACCGACCACGUACAAGUUCUUCGUCCCGGACUCGGUGGCGAUCGUGACGUGGCGACUCCAGAUCACGCAUGCCUGCGCCAACUGCACCGACGUAACGUUCUUCGUACAGGCCAGCGCCGUGCCGACAGCGCGCGACUUCCUCCAGAACGCGAUCAUCCGCCCGAACCAGACCGGUGACGUUAGCAUCGACUUCUACCCUCACGCCGGUGCGUGGCAUUACGUGGACCUGGACUUUUUGCGCGUAGAGAGCUCCAAGAAGGGCGCCCCGGCAAAUGGUACGGCCGUCAAAUCGACGGUUAGUCCACCGCCGGCGAAGGACACUCCGGAUGAGCCGCUCCAGUUUACGAUCGAGCUCAUCUACCACACGCUGGACGAUGGCACCGUGGCGCCUGUUGCGGAGCCCGUCGAGUGGCCCUCAACGGUGGACAACGCAACCGCCAGCCAGGUGUGGAGCGACGGACUGUCGAAAGUGCUGCCGAACCGGAACUUCGACCGCUACCCGGUGCUCCGGCAGACGUACCGGGAGUUCUUCAUGUUCGACUACGAUCUGCUGCCAGACGUGAACGGGACGGUGCCGGUGACGCUCAACCUCACAGCCGGUACGCCCGCCCUGAUGAAGUUCGACGUUAACGACGUAUACGACAUCGGCGGGACGCUCAGUUUUGCCGUGGCCAUGCGGCAGGACAUGAAGGGGAGCCUGAUCGACGCACGGCACGACACGACCAACGAGCACGCGAGCGUCGUGGCGGAGAAGUUGGUCGACGUCCAGGAGGAGUUUAUCCCGGAGCUCCCGAUUACGACGGUAGCGCCGACGGCCACCAGCGCUGCGACCAGCACAUCGACUACACCCGGCACCACCACCACCACCACCACCACGAGUACUACAGCGACACCCGAGGUCACAACGACCGGCCGUGGCCGGGAAGAAGUCCGGAUACCGACCACAUCCGCCAGUCCGACAGCCAGCAAGGCCAAUCAAACGGUGAUCGUGUGCCUGCGACUCGAGGAACCGGGCGUACCGACGUGGCCGGACAAGUGCGCGUACGGGCGACACAUCUAUCCGGCAGCGAUCGUGAUCAACAACACGGACGCAGACACCAACACGGGGCUGGUGCACGUGCCGUUCCCGGAGCCUGGUAGCUGGUACGUCACCCUGGGACUCUUCUGCCACGAGCCGGGGGCGACGGUCCUGACGGCGAUCAUCGACAGCGUGAAGGACUUCAUUCGGACGUACCGCGCCGCGCUCGGAGAGAUGCGUGCCCCGUGUCCCUGUGCCGAUCGGCUCGAGUACUACCGGGAAUGCGUGGCCGACGAGCGGUGUCUCGGUGCGCUGAACGAAACGGAGACGCUCAAGGUCAAGGAGUGCCUCAUGGACGCUAAGUGCAGUGGUGGCGCUGCGCAGUCCGAGGAGAUGACGCGCAAGUUCGAGCUGCACCACAAGCACGCGACGGAGCAGAGCGUGGCCGGGAAAGCCGCAACGGGCGGUGGUCAGCGGCGGGCCACCGACGGCACCUGCAACUCGAGCGUGGUCUUUACCAUCUCAUCGAGCCCGUGCGUGGCGGGCCGGUGUGGCCGGUUCGGACGCUGCUACCAUUACAUGUCCGGCGGGUUCGUCUUCUCGACGUGCCUGUGCCUGCGCAACUACCGCGGCUGGGACUGCACCGAAGACUCGCAGGUACCGUCCAGCGCCUCGAUCCUGCUCGCCUCGCUCAUGCUCACCCUGUCGAACCUGCUGUUCCUGCCGAGCAUCUACUUCGCGGUGCGCCGCGGCUUCCACAGCGAGGCCAUCAUCUACUUCUUCGCCAUGUUCUUCUCCGCGUUCUACCACGCGUGCGACUCGGGCGAGGAGGAAUUCAGCUUCUGUCUGGUGAAGAUAGGGGUGCUGCAGUUCUGCGACUUCUACUGUGGCCUGCUCGCCAUCUGGGUGACGCUGAUCGCGAUGGCGAACGUGCGGACACAGCUCGUGUCGUUGCUGCACAUGCUCGGCGCCAUACUGCUCGCGUUCGGCACCGAGCUGAACAAGCAGUCGCUCUGGGUGUUCCUGGCUCCGGCCCUCACCGGCAUCUGUCUCAUCUCGGUCAGCUGGGGCCUCCGGUGCAAGAAGACGAAGCGCUGCUUCCCGUCCCGGAGCUACCUCGCGCUGUAUCUGCCGGUCGGCAGCGUCCUCGUGAUGGUCGGCCUGGUGUGCUUCGCCUUUCUGCAGACGAAGCAAAACUACCACAUCGUCCACUCGAUCUGGCACAUGGUGAUGGCCCUCAGCAUCCUCUGCCUGCUGCCGGACCGCACCACGUUCCACCCGAAAUGCUAGCAUACGGUCAGCAUCUAUCUGCUCAACUCGGGCUCGCCGUCCUCCACGACGCAAUCCUCGACGGCAUCCUCCGGGUCGUCGGCGUCGUCGUCGGCGGCGGUGGCGGCGGCGGCGGCAGGGGCUACCUCCACCGCCACUGCCGGAACCGGUGCGGCACCAGACGGUCCACCGCGAUCCUGCUCGAUCGCGACCAUCACCGACGAGCGUGGUUCGGUGCGAUCGCCCCAACCGACUGCCACGGUGCCCGAGGGGCAAUAGGAUGCCGAUCAAAACGCCGUUCCGACCGAUCAAAGACCGCUCCGAAACACACCCCUUGCUCAACUGCACGCGCUUCGAUGGCACCACUUCCGGCACGGCGCAUCGCCUUCGAACUCCUGAUCCUGAUCGCCACCUGACGAUUACGGUGCGCACUCGGUGCUACGAUGUGAUGAGUUCCACCAACGGAGAGAGAGAGAGAGAGAAAGAGAGAGAGAGAGUUUGAAGAUUAGAUGCGAAUCGUGAUCCUUGAAGAGACCCUCGGGAGCCUUUCCGUUCUCUCUUAGAUGUGACCGUCCGUUCCCCUAUUAGAUGUGCGUCUGGAUGUACAAUACGUGUUUUAGUGUAUGGGUCUGCAUUGUGCUCCGUGUUGCUCAAUCAACAGGAGAAGCAACCGGGUACCUACCGGGAGAGACAGGAUGUAGCGAAUUGUGAUUCGAACGAAGCCAAAAUGAAGUGUGGAAGUCCGGCAGCGAUGGCGUGAUCAAGAGUAGCUCCACGAAUGUAGUGUCUAUUUUCAUGCUUUGUUAUCACACUCCCGAAUGGAUCUGAAAUUGGUGUGCAUUGAUCAGCAGAACCAGACGAGCAGCACGGUUACCGGAUGAACGGUGAUCCCUUUCUAGUUGAGUGUAGCCAAAACUCUGCUCCUGGCUUGCGGUCUUGCGAUAACUUGGGAUGUGAUGCUGCCGGACAGAGAGCGGUUGCCGCUAACGUAGCCUAACGCAAACAAAACACAUAUUUGAAACCGAACAGGAAGCCAAUGAAGCGGACAGAUAUGUAUAACUCACACUAUCACACUAUCUUAGGCUGAUUCACACACCGAUCGUACCACUGUUUGAUAAAUUCAUACGUGCCUUGCUGUUGUAGAAAGAGAACACGAAACGAAACCAAUGAACGGGGAACGAAUGUUUUAGCAACACAGGGGGGUUUGCCAACGCCCUGACCCGGUCUCUCCCUAAUCGCGUUUUUCUUCUCUGUUGCGGCCAUUCCCCGUUGCACUGCUCCUUCCUUGGUUUUCGCACUACGCCACUGGCCGGACAAACGUCCUGUAGGCAUUUUGGGUGGGUGCGAGCGCGCCAGUGGGGCUGUGUCUGUGAAUGAAGAAAGAGAGAGAGAGAGAAGGUGUGCAAAGAAAUAUAUAUUUACCACACCGUACCGUGACACAAUCUGUCUUAUUGUUUUGUAACUAGUUACCAACCAAGCCGCUUACCGACGGAGAGACGAUGGUGAAACACGAUGUAGUUGAUAAUGAUAAGUGUAGUCCAAUCGGAGAAACAAACAAAGAGAGAGCAACCGACCACUGCAAACAGUAGGUAAGGGCGAAAUGUGUAGUAUCUUUUGUGUACUUUUUGUCCAACGUUCGGCGCAGUCGAGGGAAGUGGUUGUUUUGCUCUACACUAUUUAUUUCUACGGCAAACAGUCGCGCAACAAACUCUGGGUAGAAGCGCACUGAAUGUUGAUGCAGCAACGGAAUCGUACUCGCAGCUUAGGACACUCAAAGAAGACGAAGAAAAGCAAACGCAAAGCACGGCGCGAACAAACUGCUCUACAAGUAGGCUAUGAAAAAUUAAUUCGUGGAAAAAUAGAUAAAUGCUAAAUAAAUGUUUUACUACGAUUUACUAAACGGUGGUCCAUUCACAUGGGCUGCACGGGGCAGGUAGGACGCAGGAUCGUUUCCCUUUGCAACCUUUCUCCUUCACACGUUUCCUUCCAUUCUGUGGUCAAACACCAUGCGCCUCCAUUGAGAGGGAUUUGAUCGUUUUUGCCCCAUACCUGUGUCCUACAUUAUCAGCAAUGAUUCACAGAGUGCGCCUGACCCCGAAAAACAAAACCAAAGCUACGGAUGGAUGGUAAUAGAUAUAAGAGAGUCGUAAAACGAGAGAGCGAGGGAGAUAUAAACACUUUCCAAGCAUACCCCCUUUUUACUGAGCACACAACAACAAUGAAACCUUGCACAACACAACUGCAGAGCAUAAACCACGAAAUGAUAAAAAGGCUUGCAGCCGCAUCAGAGAUGAACGAAGUGUAUAACGUGUAGAACUAUACCGAACGGGAUAUUUAAAACCAAUUGAGAAACAUCUAUGUGUAAUAGUAAAAGAAGUCUAAUAAA
Anopheles bellator is the source of this 5509-nucleotide messenger RNA. RefSeq lists its product as uncharacterized. Lineage: Eukaryota; Metazoa; Arthropoda; Insecta; Diptera; Culicidae. The record is from RefSeq and is a predicted model, not a curated record. Bases 1 to 3144 code for a protein of 1047 amino acids. The transcript is spliced from 5 exons. Gene Ontology annotation, cellular component: plasma membrane.